Messenger RNA from Marasmius oreades (fairy-ring Marasmius), 315 nucleotides. RefSeq lists its product as uncharacterized. Gene Ontology annotation, molecular function: basic amino acid transmembrane transporter activity. The transcript has 2 exons. The coding region runs from base 1 to 315 and encodes 104 amino acids. The record is from RefSeq and is a predicted model, not a curated record. Gene Ontology annotation, cellular component: fungal-type vacuole membrane. Gene Ontology annotation, biological process: transmembrane transport; basic amino acid transport. Lineage: Eukaryota; Fungi; Basidiomycota; Agaricomycetes; Agaricales; Marasmiaceae.
AUGUCCGAUGUCGUUGCUCUCCGGUCGAGGGGAACCUGGCAAGGCGUUUUGAACAUUAUUUUCUCCACGGGUUCGAUGAUCGUUGCGCCCUUGGGAGGGUAUUUAGCAGAUACAAUCGGUUGGAGAUGGGCAUUCAUCAUGCAGUUCCCAGCUAUCAUCCUAGCCUUCAUCGCUGCCCUCCUUGCUCUCCACCUACCCCCACAUCCAACAUCAGAUUUAAAAUCCAAACUCAAACGAAUAGAUUCGGAGGCGCUCUCUCCCUCAUCGUCUUCAUCUUCUUUUUCCUCUACGGUCUCGAACGUGGCGGGAACGUAG